ACUUGAAAAGAGUGUUUGAUUGUGUUCAGCGGGUCCGCGCGAUCCAAACAUUUUCCCGAGGAUGUCGGUUGGCUUGGACUUUCAGGAAGUCAGGUUGAGAGCGAUAAUAGAAGUACUUCAGAACCUUUCGAGAGUGGUAACUAUAAAAAAGCGUUACAGGAGGCGAAUAAAGUGCUCAAGAAAACACCGAACUGCACGUCAGCUAAGGCUUUGAAGGCCUUGACACUUCACCGGUCAGGAAAAGUGGCAGAAGCCAACUCACUCGCUGAUGAAAUCAUCAAGUCAUAUCCCACGGAUGAAUCUACGCUCAAUGUGAUCAUGUGUUACUUUCGUAAGACUGGACAGACACAGCAAAUAUCGGAGUUCUUGAGAAGUUCACUGGAAAAGACUCCAAACAGAGAAGAUCUUUUAGUAUGUUUGUUUCUUCACCAGGUUCAGGAAGGAGACUUUUCUGCCCAGCAGGCAACUGCACGUCUACUUUCACAGAAUUUUCCAUCCACUUCUUACGUUUACUGGGUCAUGAUGAGCACAAUUAUGCAGGCUGAAGCAGAUCCUGUGAUGGGGAAACGGAUGUAUUUACCACUGGCGGAAAAAAUGCUUUUGCGAGAAGCUGAAAGCGGAAAAAUGACCAGACAUUCUGAGUUCCAAGUUUUAAUAGAUUUACUCACACGUCUGCAAAAGCAUGAGUUGGCUUAUAGGCUUCUUGACAGAAAAGAUAUAACAGGUUUGAAUACAAUUGCAGAGUUAACUAUUUCAACUAUAGAUCGUAUGGAUACGGAGGAUUACUCUUGUGAUUACCUGUACACGAGACUCAGUCUAGUAGCUCAUUUGGGCAUCUGGGAGGAUCUCUAUGCUUUGGUAAAAACUCAGGUUAAUGUUAGUCCGAAUGAUUGGAUGCCAUGGAAGAAGUUGAUAGAAGUUUCUUUGGAAGAUGUGGCGAGGGUUGAGAAGGUAUUGUCACUAAUCAAUGCUUCUAUAACUGACCAUCCUUGUAUUCGUGGUCCACAGCUGGCGCGUUUAGAUUUGUUUGCCAGUAUGCGAAAAUUGGGAAUGAACUCAUUGUGUGAUCAUGACGCACUAACGUACAUGUUGGAUUAUUUUAAUUCUUUCUGUCAUAAGCCUAUAUGUUCCAUGGAUUUAGCAUACCUUGUUCCUGUGAUUUUGCCGAGUCGGGAUGACCAAGUUACAUAUAUUAAAACCCUAAUAAAAACUGUGGAGACAAACCAGAAUUUCAUAAAUAGAGACGACAGAACCCUAUAUCGCCAUUUGUGUGCUUAUCAAAUAGCACGUGCUAAUAAUCUUAAAGCUUCUCUACAGACUUCACUACGCUGCUACUUCGGAUAUGCUCCAGACCGUGGUGAAGCGUUGCUAAAGAAAUUAAGGGAUAUCGCUAUCAAAGACGAGGCAACUUUUCUUGAUCUUUAUCCGGUCGAUGGUUUUUUGUUACUAUCCUUGUCAUCACUACUGGAGACAUCCUCUAUCCCAGAUGAUAAUUACCUUUUCUCAUUUGGUGUCGGACUUCUUGCCGUUUACUGGAUUCAUGUAAUCGGAUUAGAGUAUACAACUGUUAAUCAUCAUCUGCGUAUAAAGUUGUGUCAUUUGUAUUCAUCCAAUUUCCUAAAUUGUACUGAACUUCUCCUGCCUCACUUAGAUAAGCUUGAAGUCAAGCAGCUGCUGUUCAUCUCAUUGGGACAUUUAGUCAUUCAACCGUUUCCGUCACUGGCCGCAUGUACAGAUAUUCUACCUACGCAAUCGCAAAGUGAUGAUGAAAGCAAUUCUGUGCACAGUCUUUACCAGAGGAUUAUAGCACUUUCAAAUAGCAUGGUCAAUGAAGCUGAAGAGUGUUUAGUUGCUACGUAUCGAAAGCACGCCUAUACAAAAAUCCGUGAAUUCACACAAUUUGUGAGCCAGCUUCGAAAUGCUGAUGCUUUUUUAACUGUGCGUGCAGAAUUACUUCAUUGGCAGUUAGUUGUUUCACAGUCCGACUUCGAUACUUUGUUGGAGGAACUUGGUCCAGCUCAAAAAAGUAUAGAUAAUGUUUCGAAGCAUCUUAAAACUAUUGCUGAUUGUCGGGAUUUUUCAGUCACACCCAACUUUGAUCCAUAUGAGCGUUAUGAAAAUGUGCAGCUGUCAUUUGAACAUCUAGUGUCGUGGUUAAAUCUCCGUUGUUUAACCUUGAACGCCAUAAUGGCUGGAACGUCGCUUGUUAUGUCUACUGUGAAAACUUUACACCAUCUUAUUUCUGAUGGGCAACAAAAAACAGCAGAAAAUUCAUCACCAUCAGAGUCAGUUGAAAAUGUCAAAAGUUUAUUAUCGACUUUAAGUAACAUUGCUUCAUGCAUCAAGGAGCCAUCUAAAGAAGAAUUAAGUGAUUUUAAAUUAUUUUCUUGGAGUGUGAUGACAAAACGUGACCAAAUAUUGAAAACAUAUGCAGAUUUGCCAAAUAUCUGUUGUGCUUCGUUGUAUUGUUACGGACCAUAUCGAAGUGUUUUAUCUAUUGGUCUUGAGCUUAUUUUGGGUAUUUUCAGUUUGGUUUCAAAUGGUCCAUGUAAGUUUUGACGAGAUAACUCUAGGAGCAAAAAUAUUUAAUAUUUUUCAUUGUGAAUAAAUUUAAAAGAAUGUUUGCGUAAUAAUCAGUAUUUUAAUUUUGCUGGGAAUAUUACUGAAAUUGAAAAAGUCGUUAUGCGCAAAUGUUCAUUGUAAAUUUAUUUACUGUAAACUGAUUUCUUACACCAUAGACAAACUCUUCAUCAAUAUAAUGAGAAUUAAUGUUCUUGUAUGGUCAUCCUCUUAAGUGUAAUAGCUCUUCAUAUGAAAGACUUUAUUCCAUAACUUUUUGUCUGUCUUAUCCAGGCUCCUUUCAAAAAGAAAGUAUGAACUGUCUUCUUAAGUCCCUUCACGAAUGCUUUUUGUCAAAAAAUUAUAAGUCGAAAUGUGAGGAUAUGCCACAGAUUUACCCAGCUGUAGAUACUGCUUCUAUCCCUUUUGCGUCGAAAAGUGUACAUACAACUGAUUUUGUGCAUCCUGGUGGUAUUUUACUGAUCUUGACCAUGUUUUUUGAGAGUAUUUCAUUGGGAAGUCUACUAACAUCAAUGAUACGGAGUGCAUUACGUCCUAGAAGGUAAAUUCAAUUACAUUAUUAAUGCUUUCUUGUUAUGAAGUUUAUAUUCUUUCUGCGUGUUAAAGAGCAUUUUAGGCAACUCCAUGCAGUAUAGUGUUGAAUCACGUCUUAAAGUGCUGAAUACCACCACAAAACAUACAUCUUAACUACAAGUUUUCUGCAUCAACCUUAAGUUCUUAAAAUGUGAGGACUGCAUAGUUUUCUUUCAUUUCUGUGAUUCCUUCAGGUUAUUUCAUAGUCACAAUAUUAGUGAUCAUAAUAAUGGUAAUAAUAAUAACAGUAAUACUUCCACUGCUAUGGUAACCAACUCAACUCUGGUAGAGUAGACUGGUAAUCAGGCUAAACAACAUAGGAUUUGGCACAUUAUUUGUUGCCGUUGUUGUAACAGCACCAUGUGUAAUUUCGUGCACUCGAUAAUGAAUCAUAUCUAAUAAUCCCAGCAAGUGAUAUUACCCGACUGUCAAAAUCUUGGUAGGUGGAGUAGGAUUGGUAUUAGCAAACCCCAAGUUGAAACUUGAGUAGCUGAACCAGUGGAUCACAGCUCCGAUUAGCUGCCUCUCCUCAACUAACCAUUAAAGGUGUCCACUAGUGUGACUAAGUUUGAACUUCUUGGCUUACGCUGCAUAUUCGACAGCUUUUGGUAGGACUACGGUAAAAAGUCCGAAUAUUGUCAUAUUAGUGGUGUUUAAGUGUCCAAAAUAUGAAUACAUUUGGCAUGUGUUGCUUCAGGGUGAGUCUACACCAACCUCGAGUGUAAAGAUAAGGAGUGAAUUCUCUGCAUACACUAACCACCUCACAUAUUUGAGAAGCGGCAUUGUUUCUAAUGAAAUCUCAAGAUGAAUACAAAAUGUUCAUUCUGCAUUUUUCAGUUUGUGCUGUCUCUGGCAUUAAUGAGACUUCUGACUACCUACCGAAGGAACAUUGUAUUGUGCAGCAGUGUCUUCUAUCCUUUUAAAGCUAGAAGAGAUUAUAAUUUAUCGAUCAUAGGUGCCUUUCAAAGCAUUGUUCACGUGUGGCGUAACUCCAAGGUAAACAGCACUAAGUUGUCUACAAAAUGCUAGGUAAGACAGGCAGACCGCAGAUUAAGGGGACCCAUCACCACCUGAAGUGGUUUGAACAUGUCUUGUACAUGCCGGGUCACCCCUGAGUUUAGAUAAUCUCUGUCAUUUUAUUCUAUCUAAGAUAUUCAUUCAACACUAAAUGGUUUGUCUGACUGAAUUUAGCACAUAGUUUGUCACGCUUUUGUCCAUUGGUUUUCUGUAAAAUACUCUUGGGUCUUGUAAAUUUUCACGGGUUAGUAAUCUAACUGAAUAUGUUAUGAAUCACAUGAAGAGAUAAUGCGGAGUAAACUGAUUGGGUGAAGCUGUUGAGGUAAUUUUACUUCUAAUAUGGCUUUUGCCGAAAUCACGUAAGAAAGUCGAUCAAAGUCGGCAGAGCUCUUAAUUUUGGAAAGAGUUUGCUUAUUCUGCUAAGUUUUAUGAAUGUCCGAUUUUUCCAAUACUAUACAAAACUUCCUCUUUUCCAUUUUAGCCAUUUUCAUCAUCAAGCAAAUAAGCGUCAAAAGCGGAAAGCUAAAAAGGACAGGCCAGUAUAUGAGGACACUAUUCAUUCUCCAAUUUUCAACUUGUUAGAUGAUCUGGGUGCUGAUCUACACCAUACUGUAAUUCAAUUGAUUGCUGUUACCGAUCAUUUAGCUGAGGUUACGGAAUCAUGGGCCACUUGGUGUCGUGAUGAUUCAUCUAAAGAGUUUCAGCAACUUGCCCUUAAUGCUUGUACACAAGUGUUAUCUGAAGACUUUUUAGAACAGCACCCUGUUCUGAAGCCAUCUGCGUCUGCUUUUGAAGAAAUUAGCACCACGUAUGAAAAAAGUUUUGGUCGUAUCGCUGCUGGUCUUCGUGUGAAAUCAUCUUGUCUUCAAAACAUUGCAUCCGAAUUAGCUGUGUAUGAAUCUGUGAAUCAUGAAACAGAGUUUGGACAAGUUUCUCUUUCUUCCUGCUAAAUUUUGACUUUAUAGUGUAUUCUCAUGUCCAUUUUUCAGCAGAAAUCAAUCAAAUUUAAAAGAGUUUGCAUUUUUAUUGCAUGAAUCUUCUCUGUGUGCUGUUAAACCUUUAAUUUCUAACCCUGCUGUUUUGAAUUCGACAGUAUUCUAUUAGGAAAUAAAAGGAAGUAAAAUACACUUAUUUUAGGAUAU
Molecule: messenger RNA, 5312 nt
Organism: Heterobilharzia americana
Lineage: Eukaryota; Metazoa; Platyhelminthes; Trematoda; Strigeidida; Schistosomatidae
Source: the annotation of a GenBank genome assembly